AAUGUCCAUUUGCACGUGUCUCCGCGGCACCUCAGUGAAACUAUAGUAAGUAGUAACCCCAAUUAUAUAUGCAUGCUGAACUUACAGCAAAACACCAUUAAAGCUUAUAAUGGAGCACAUCAUCCAGAUUACUACGAACAUUGGGUGGCAUUACAUGGGUCUUGGCGUACAUGUCAGCGGCUUCUAUUCAGUUCAUCAUGAAGACCCAAAGCAGUAGCCCAAAGGAACCGGAUGACACUGUUGAUUGGGCAGCGGAGCUGUGCCAGGAAUCUGCAAUCCAUGGCAUGCCCUAUGUGUCUCGCAGGGAUCUCCACUGGACCGAACGCCUCUUCUGGGUAUCCAUAGUCCUGUUGUCGGCUUACUAUGCCAUUAGCAGUUGCCUCAGCCAGUGGAAUCGGUUCCGGGACAAUCCAAUUGUCUUUCAAUACGAGUACCUCUUUGGGCUUCGGAAAUUACCCGCUGUCGGAGUGACACUUUGCACGACAUACGAGGAUCAGGAGCAUGUGAAUCAGGUCAUAAAUGAAACUUGGGGUUUGGGGCCGUCAAAUGAGAAGACAGCCUACUACGAGAAGUUCCUGUUCGUGCUCAACCGCCUUCAGUACAACAAACUUGAUACUUUAACGCCCUACGAGAACGAUUCUACUCUGGACAACUUGAAUUACGUGGGCAUGCUGAUGAAACUCCAGGAGAAGGUUCUAAUGAAAGAUGAUGAACUUAUAGUGGCGCCGGUCAUAACGGAAGUUGGUUUGUGCCAAACUACUAGCCAGCUAAACCGCUACGGCAAUCCCUAUGGCAAAAUAGAAAACAUGACUGUUGUGAAUGUGAUAGAGUGCGAAUUUAACUCUAAUUGCAGGCUGCAGGGAAAACCCUUCAACGGCCUUAAUACCACUUUGAAGCUGUACUUUCACGAUGUCAAUGAAUUCAUGUUACCCCAUGAUCUUAAAACUCUCCAUCAUAAUGCCAAAACCGAUAUUUCAUUUACCUUUGAAUUUCUCGUAAACUCGAUAUCGGCGGAGAACGAUGUGCGAAACCUUCCGUUGGCUUAUCGGAAGUGUCGCUACAAAGACGAAGACAAUCUCGAGUACUACAGUCCGUAUUACCAAAGUCUCUGCCGCCUAGAGUGCCGAGUUAAGUGGGCCCUGAGCCUAUGCAACUGCAAACCCUUUUUCUAUGUAGCAGCUGUAGAGGCUCCAGUGUGCAACAUAAGAGGAAUGUUGUGCCUGCAUCGCUCCAACUGGCUGGAAAAACCCUGUGAAUGCCUUCCCCCGUGCAUAGAGAACACCUAUGCCAUUUUUUCCGUUCAGGAGCAAAAGGCGGGAAAUUUCGAAGCAGCAAAAACCUUCGAACGAACCCUGAUUUUUAAGAUGGAUCUUCCCAAGAUGGGCAUGAAGCGGCGGGUUGUGUUCAGUACGGAUCAGUUGAUAAUGUCAUUCGGAGGAGCCAUUGGCCUGUUCCUCGGAGCCAGCUUUAUGACCAUAUAUGGCUUGGUGUACCUUUUUCUCUGUUUUUUUGUUCAUAAAUGCAAACAGGUCAUACAAAAAAGGUUUUUAAAGAAAAAUCUUAGCAGUGCUAAUAUCAACGCUUUUAAGUAAUCACUUUAAUAUUUCUUAUACGAAUGUUUUUUCCCAAUGUAACAUUUUUAAUGAAACAUUUUUUGUCAAACAUUUUUAUUAACUGAAAGGACUUAAUGGUUUUCUGAUACUAAACAUUUUAAGAGUUAUUUAGGUAAUGUCUUGUUCAAGAUUUAUUUUAAGGUUUAAUAAUCUUUUAAUGUUGUUGUUAGCCCUAUUUUAAUAUUAGCCCAACGCUUGUAAUA
Molecule: messenger RNA, 1816 nt
Organism: Drosophila eugracilis
Lineage: Eukaryota; Metazoa; Arthropoda; Insecta; Diptera; Drosophilidae
Exons: 6
Coding region: 171-1592 (473 amino acids)
Biological process (GO): sodium ion transmembrane transport
Cellular component (GO): membrane
Molecular function (GO): ligand-gated sodium channel activity
Source: RefSeq, a predicted model, not a curated record